AUGAGGAAAGAUCGAGAGGGAGACUCACUCCACACGUCCACUUUGGGCGGAACGACGGACGACAAGCCAGAAGAAAUACGUACUGGUAUGUACAGAAAAUUAUUUAACUCUGAACAAAUGAUAACUGGUAAAGAAGAUGCUGCGAACAAUUUUGCCAGAGGAUUCUACACAGAGAACAUUAACAAAGCACUGAAGAGCAUUCGACGUCUCGUGGAAAACUCCGAUAGCCUGCAAGGUUUUCUGAUUUUCCAUUCACUCGGCGGCGGUACCGGAUCCGGCUAUGAAGCGCUACUCAUGGAACAUCUCUGCCGUGACUAUGGAAAAACGAAUAAACUGGAGUUUUCCAUUUAUCCGGCUCCCAUGACUUCGACUGCUAUGGUGGAGCCAUACAACGCCAUCUUAUCCACACAUAACACACUCACGAAUUCUGACUGUAGUUUCCUAAUGGAUAACGAUGCGAUAAAUGACAUCUGCCGAAUAAGAUUGAACAAGAAAGCUCCAAAUUACAGUAAUUUGAAUAGAAUAGUAGCGCAGGUAGCCUCUUCUAUAACCGCUUCAAUACGCUUUAGCGGUGAACUGAAUGUGGAUCUCAGCGAAUUUUCUACGAACCUCGUUCCUUUUCCGCGUAUCCACUUCCCUGUAGUGGCUUCAAGCCCUCUACUUGCAGAAGAGAAGGUGAGAAAUUUCUGGAUGGACUCAGAAUGGGCCCUCGGUAAUGUCUCCUCUAUAUUCUUGCGAGGCGAUGACAGUGAGCGGAUGUUAUUUCUAUUCUCUAUGGUGCUGUUUGGACCGUCAGCAAAUGGUGAAAUGGAGCCUGCGGGUCAAUUGGCAAAAAUAUGUUACAUUGUGUUUUGGACUAAUUAUGAGUGCCGUCUCAAGGGCAGACAAGCUUUUGUAGAUAGGGUGUAG
Molecule: messenger RNA, 909 nt
Organism: Cooperia oncophora
Lineage: Eukaryota; Metazoa; Nematoda; Chromadorea; Rhabditida; Trichostrongylidae
Source: the annotation of a GenBank genome assembly